Molecule: messenger RNA, 1384 nt
Organism: Prorocentrum cordatum
Lineage: Eukaryota; Dinophyceae; Prorocentrales; Prorocentraceae
Source: the annotation of a GenBank genome assembly
GUUUUUUCCAUCGGUGCUCGGCUGCCUCCGAACUCGGCGUGGAUUCUCGUCGCUGCAAGCUCACACAGAAGUGCUCAUGCCAAAACGCACCUUUCGGUGUGCGGCUCGUCGGCCAGUCGCCGUCCGCCGCUGCUCCCCCCGUGGCUCCGUUCCCGCUGCCGGCGGGCUGCGGUGCGGGCACCGCCGCGGUCGCCCCCCCGCGGGGCGCGCGCCCCUGGAGCGAUGCCAGUCACUGGCGCCUCGACCACGGGGCUGGUGGAGCGGCGGUUCAACGCCGGGCUCGCGACGCUGCCCUCGGGGCGCAGCCCCUUCCCCGUCCCGCGGCGGUGCGAGUUCCACCGCACGAUUGGCCAGAAGCUCCCGGAGCUGUGGCCGGACUUCUCGGACAGGGCCUUGCACCAGGGGCGCGCCGGGGCGGAUUCCAACCUGCUCGCGUACCACGGCGACGAUCCCCACGAUCAGGACCCUGGACCUGGGCUUCACGCAUAAGUCGGCGGGCCUGCGGGCGGUUGGGUCGAUGGCCGUGAAGUCCAAGCCACCGCCAGCAGCGCCGAGGCCUGGCAGUGUGGUCUUCGUGGGUUACGCCGAGUUCGACAUGGACGGCCGCACCUUCACAGCUGGCGAGAUGGACAGGCUCAUGAUGCACUCCGCGGUCUCGAAGUACCCGUGCGCGAGGCCUGCCACGUUUGACGAGUAUAUCGACCAGGCCAUCGUCGGACUGCCGAAGAAGAACGCCAGCGGGCGCGACAUCGUUUUCGUGGGCCCUGGCGGCACCGGCUGCGAGCUGCACCACACGAACACGCUGGGGAGCCAGAAGUGCGCCGUGCCCCCCGGCGAGGCGCUGGACGGCACCUGGGGCCUCGCGUCGAUGUACGGCAGGAAGUCCAUCCUCUGCGUUUACCCCGUUGAGCGAGUGAAGAGGCAGCAGAGCCUCACCCAAUUCGGCUUGUGCCGCGCGACGCUGAAUGGUCGGGGCCAGAUGAGGCCUUCCCAGAGCCUAACGGCGCUCUCAGACAAGACGAUGUGGGCCUCCACGGGCUUCGCCAGAUCUACCUCCGAGGCGCAGUCGACCUCCCGGAUGGACCAGUUCUUUCGCUGAGGGCUGUUCCGUAGGUGAGCCGAGACGACCAAGUCGUACGACCUGCCAAGCAAGCCUUUGGACCCGUGGCCGACUGACUCCCCCCGAUAUCGCUUUAGGACCUGGUCCUCGGAAUGCGGGAUGUUCAAGGCGAGCUUUCCGCGGCCUUUGGUGGCCGCGCGGUGCGCUCUUCCGCUGGGCCCGCCCCCCCUCAAGGGGGGCGCAGGCCCAGCAGGACCCCGCGAAGCGGGGCCCCACACGGCAAACUCGGGACUGGUCGGAGCUGUGGCGAGCUCGCUCGUCGUC